Megalobrama amblycephala (Wuchang bream) is the source of this 12133-nucleotide messenger RNA. It is a transcript of the gene celf2, whose product is annotated as cugbp, Elav-like family member 2. The transcript has 13 exons. Gene Ontology annotation, cellular component: nucleus; cytoplasm; ribonucleoprotein complex. Gene Ontology annotation, biological process: regulation of alternative mRNA splicing, via spliceosome; mRNA splice site recognition. Bases 3930 to 5567 code for a protein of 545 amino acids. Gene Ontology annotation, molecular function: mRNA 3'-UTR binding. Lineage: Eukaryota; Metazoa; Chordata; Actinopteri; Cypriniformes; Xenocyprididae. The record is from RefSeq and is a predicted model, not a curated record.
UCCUCCUACGUGGUCAAUCAAUACGUGUUAUAGGCCAGCUGGGUCCAGACCCAAGAGGGAGAGGCGUAGAGAAAGAGAGAGAGAGAGAAGGUGUGAUACCAAGAGAAAGAGAGAACACAAAGAACAAGGACCCCAAGAAAAUGGGGCGUAAUUACGAUGCGAGGACAUUGGGAGCUCAGCCCUGGGCCUUUAUGCCAAAAUAAUAAAAUAUUUGCAAGAGGUUAUCAAUGUAAUGCAUCAUGAUAUGAAUCAUAAAAGACAAGAUAAACUACACAAUAUUUUAACCAUCAUAUAUGUGAAGCUAUAUGUGACCCAUCUGAACUUAUCCCUAAAUGGCGAAAUGAUAGGUGAAUAUGAAUGGUGUAGAAGCCCUAAACCUUGUUGUAAGCCUAAACUUGACAUUAACUGUAAACCUGUCCUUCAAAUCUGAUUGGUUAAUAGAAAUGUUGUUCCAGGAUCAACGAGGUUGUUGGUCCAGGAAUUCGUUCACCUUGCUUCGGUGAGUAGUUUUAGCAAAAAAAUUCAGGUUAUCCGUACUGCUGCUUGAUGUGUGUGUUCGCAACGGUCUACUGUCAUUAAAAUAACCGCUGGCAACUCUCUACUCACAGUAAUGCGAGACAACGGUAAUGUAGUAAACAGGUUGACGGCAAGAGAAAAUAUUCAGGCUAUAACCCCAAAACCCCUGGGGAGGAGGUGAGGAAAAGAAGACCAAAAAAUGACAACAAAAGAACAGAAAGAGGUAAAAGGGUAACAAUAACAACCGCAGGAGGAAGAACAGGGAAACCUUUGACCUGAGAGUGUGAGAGAGACGGAGAGAGACAGCGAGAAAGAAAGAAACCCAAAUGAAAGACGUCUUGUGGCUAAAUUCCAUUAUCUUCUGUGAGAGAGAAUUAUAUCAGCCCUUAAGUGCUUUCAUCAGACUUCUUAACCCCAAGAGAAGGACACAGAAGGUUGGAAAGAUUGAAGGAUGUUCAGGGGGCGACAUGAAGGUCUGUGGCGUGAGUUAAUGUUCCGAGCUGCUUAAGCCGCCUAAUACCACACGUAAAUUGUCCCUACUACCUGCCAGAUAUCAGUAAAAUGGAUGUCCUGAGAAAUCACUCCUAUCCCUGUUGUCCCUUUUCCACGUACAGGGUGCCAGAGCCCGAUAUAGAACUGUUCAAUGUGUUUCCACUGCAGAAAAGUCGGUUCUGGAAUGGAAAAAUUGGCUCUGCAUUUGCCCCUAAAAGCUGCUGGGUUUUAGGUCCUUAAAACUCAUAAGACUAGUAAACAAAGUGUACUAUGUGCUGUUUACUUGUGAGCAGGUUUUCUAUAGUUAGUUACAUGAACGUUUAGCUCUCAAGUCAGUACAUUGUACUUUGAAGAAAAGGAGUUUAUUUGAAAAGAGUUUUGAUGUAUAGGCUAGUACGGUAUAGAAACGUACCUUUUUAAGCAGAAAUAUGCUUUAUAAAUGUCUAUUUUGCAUCAUACAGCUGUGCAUACACAAAUAAUCUUUGUUAGCAUUGUGUGUGCAGUCUACAGUACCUUUCCUUCAUGUUCACCCCUAUUUCUUUCCUCUAAGCUUUGGGUUUAUUGCUGAAUUUCUCUCCAAAUAGAAGCCCAUUUAGUGAAUUCAUCAUCUCCAUAACAUGCGGAACAGCAAUGCCAGGCAUUCGUAAAUUGCUUCUUUAUUGCACAAUCCAUUAUGUAAUGGUAUAUUUGCUCAAGGUAGUAGAUAUCACAUUGUGUGCGAACAGCGGACUGUUUAUAAACCUGUCCAGAACUCACAAUGCAUUUCUUUUUCUUUUUUUUCCCCAAAAUUGAUUUUUUUUUUUUUUUUUUUUGGUAUGUAAUUGAUGCACAAAUUGAUAUUUUAGGUCAGUGAGCAGUAAAAGUAUGAUUAUUUUGUGUUUGUGGUUUUAGGCCUACAUAUAUUGACUCGGAAUAAUGUCAUUAUGUAUUGUAUAUUACCUACUUUAUUUAUUAUUUUAUUAUUUUAUGAGUCACCUCUGCUUGACUGUCCAAGCUGGAGGCGGUAUUAACAAGUGUUUCUUAGAGGGAAAGAUGACCCCACCGGCUUGCGUAUUAUAAUAAUUUGUGUAAAAUCAUUUCAGAAAUCAUAAACUGUCUCCAAGGAUCUGGCUCUAGGGUUAGUUUUGUCUUCUAUUUUCUCAUGAAUGUUACAGUAAGAAGGAAAUAUUGAUUGUGCAUCCUUGCAUGCACAAACACCACCCUUGAACACAUGCAAAUACUAGCACAUUGUUGGCUACAGGUCAUAACAGACCACAACACAUGUUUUGUUUAUCACAGUUGCUAAAACUAUUUUCUCCGUGUUUAAUUUAACCGUUUUUUGCUAGUUAUAGCACUUUAAUUCUACGCAACAGCUUUUUAAUGACAGCUGAAGUCCUUCAUUGCACUUGGUCUUUAAGGACAAGCAUGGCCCAUUAUGGAUUUUUGUUUUGUUCUGAAAGCUUUUGGCUGAAUAUGUUGUUAUCUAAAUACGAUAGACAAUGUAAAAGCAUAAACUGCUAGGCUAUGCACUUUUUUAAUGGUUCUUAAUUCAGGCUGCAUAUUCCCAGAUCUUUAUAUUUUAUGUGGUCAUGUGCUACAGAAUGUGAGGCACAAAAUCUUGUUCUUCGCCAUCAUUUGUGUGUAUAUAUACGCAUUAAGCAUGAGUGUUUCCCAUGACCUAGUUCCUGCACGUGCUCUGAAGAGCUGCAGCUCGAGACCCCCUUCCCCUGGGGACACGCGAGGGGAAAACAAAAAGAAAAUGUGCUCUUUUAUACGCAUGAACGGAUGAGCACAGUAAAACUGGGAUGCGCCUCGUAUUGCAUUCUUCUUUCGAUGCAAUAAAUAUUCUGAUGCAAUAAAUCUUCAAUAUAUAAUGGUUCAUUUUUCAUAUCUUAAUCUGUUUUUGGUUUAGACUACAACUGUCUAUGGUCAUAUCCGUAAUAACCAAUAUGAACAAUGCAUUGUUCCUUUUCAUACUGAAGGCUUAGAUGAAAAAUACUGGGUUGUUUUAAACUAGUAUGCUUUUUCUUCUUCUGUGGAACACAAAAGAAGACAUUUUUGCUCGGUUUGAGUUACUUUGUUCUGGCUACAAUGAAAGUGAAUGGAAAAUGGAGACGUUGAACUUAAAAAAAAAAAAGGACAAUGGAUCUUUAUGCACCAUAUUUGAAUGUAUGUGAAUUGUAUUGCUCUAUUUUGAAAGGCAGUAUUUUCAGCAAAUUCAUAUUGACCAGUUUUUUGAUGUUUGUUUAUUUAUUUAUUUUUUGUCAUUUUUGGAGCUUGACAGCUCCAGUCCCCAUCCACUUACACUGUAAAAUAAAUAAAUAAAUAAUAAUAAUUGUGGGUUUAACUUAAAAAAGUAAGUUACCUGGUUGCCUUAAAAUUUGGAGUUCAUUGAAAUUAAAAAUUUGAGUUGAUACAAUGAAGGCUAUACGAACCACAUUAACUAUUGAAGUUGAUUUGACAAAAGAAAAAAAUGUUGUGAUAACAAAAUAUGAAAAUAUUACUGUACAUUGGAUAGGAGCUGUAUUUUUGUGUUCCAUAUAAAGAAAGAAAGCCAUAUGGCUUUAGAUACUUUAAUUCAUUCUUUCAUUUAUGUAGAGCAGACCGGUUGAAAUGGCUCAGGGAUGCAUUGGUUAAAAACUCGCUGCAGCAGCAGCAGCAGCAGCGCGAGCAGCCACGCCUCUCCCUUCCCGGUGCUUGACGCUCCGGACUCGCGCUAGUUGUCUGAGAAGAAGGGAUUUUUUGAAGGGAUAGUGGAGGAAAAACAGCCUAAUGGGUGAGAGGAAAAGAAUGUGACAAGCGCAGUCAGUGUGUGAGUGCCCAGUGCCGCUCGCGCUGCUGCACCUGUCCCUCUCUGUCUCGCGCGCCCAAACUCGGCAGGCAGGCUCGCGCGGAGGGCGGGCGUUAUCCAGUCAGCGGCGCACAACACGGUCAACCUAAUCAUGACUUCGUCCUACAAUCUGGAUUUUCUACCCGAGAUGAUGGUGGAGGGACGAUUGCUGAGUGCCGGAGAGAGGAUUAACGGUACAGCUGGGAAGAUGAACGGCGCCCUGGAACACUCAGACCAGCCUGAUCCGGACGCCAUUAAGAUGUUUGUGGGUCAGAUCCCUCGAUCCUGGUCCGAGAAAGAGUUAAAGGAGCUUUUUGAGCCGUAUGGAGCCGUCUACCAGAUCAACAUACUGCGAGAUCGCAGUCAGAACCCACCACAGAGCAAAGGGUGCUGUUUUGUCACAUUCUACACACGGAAAGCUGCCCUGGAGGCCCAGAAUGCACUGCACAACAUAAAGACCUUAACUGGGAUGCACCAUCCCAUACAGAUGAAGCCCGCAGACAGUGAGAAAUCAAAUGCGGUGGAGGACAGAAAGCUGUUCAUCGGCAUGGUGUCGAAGAAAUGCAAUGAGAACGACAUCCGGGUCAUGUUCUCUCCCUUCGGACAGAUCGAGGAGUGCCGCAUCUUGAGGGGACCAGAUGGACUCAGCCGAGGAUGUGCGUUUGUCACGUUUUCUACCAGGGCUAUGGCACAGAAUGCAAUCAAAGCCAUGCAUCAGUCUCAAACCAUGGAGGGCUGCUCCUCCCCCAUGGUGGUGAAGUUUGCCGACACGCAGAAGGAUAAGGAACAGCGACGGCUGCAGCAGCAGUUGGCACAGCAGAUGCAGCAGUUGAACAGCGCGUCUGCCUGGGGCAGCUUGACCGGCCUGACUGGCCUCACCCCGCAGUAUCUGGCAGUAAGAGGACACACCCACGCAGCCACGCCCACCAGCAGCACAGCCAGCGCAGCCGCCGCAUUGCUCCAACAAGCGACCACCUCCAGUAACCUAGGAGCAUUCAGUGGUAUUCAACAAAUGGCAGGUAUGAAUGCUCUGCAGUUGCAGAAUCUGGCCACUCUAGCAGCAGCAGCGGCUGCAGCGCAGAGUUCGGCCAGCCCGUCCACCGCUAGCGCCCUGACCUCCAGCACAGGGUCCCUGGGAGCCCUGGCCAGCCCAGCAGGUUCCACGGCUAACUCCAGCGCGGGUGCGAUGGGUUCCCUGGGUUCUCUGGGGACACUGCAGGGUCUGGCCGGGGCCACCGUGGGCCUCAAUAACAUAAAUGCACUAGCAGGUAGCGUCAACAUUGCUCACAUGCUCUCAGGUAUGGCAGCUUUGAACGGCGGGCUGGGCAGUACGGGCCUGAGUAACGGGUCGGCCGGGCCCAUGGACGCUCUCACACAGGCCUACUCAGGGAUCCAACAGUACGCGGCUGCCGCCCUGCCCACCCUCUACAGCCAGUCCCUACUGCAGCAACAGAGCGCUGCGGGCAGCCAGAAAGAGGGACCUGAAGGAGCCAACCUGUUCAUCUACCACCUGCCACAGGAGUUUGGGGACCAGGACAUCCUACAGAUGUUCAUGCCUUUCGGAAACGUGGUGUCUGCCAAAGUCUUUAUCGACAAACAGACCAAUCUGAGCAAGUGCUUUGGUUUCGUCAGUUAUGACAAUCCUGUGUCAGCGCAGGCCGCCAUUCAGGCAAUGAACGGGUUUCAGAUCGGCAUGAAGCGUCUCAAAGUCCAGCUCAAGCGCUCGAAGAACGACAGCAAACCGUACUGAUCUUAGCACUAGGGCCUCUCUCAUGUUACACUGCUAGGGUAAGUCCCCACUGCUGCCACGGUUACCAAACUGGGACUCCGGGGGGAGGGGGUGCACGAGGGGGGGAGUUUCACCCUUUGACCACCAGAGGGAGCCACUCUCCCAUAACAUUCUUUUCAGCUUUUUUUAAUUAAUAACAGUAUUAUUAUUAUUUUGUCUCCUUUUUUCCACAUGAACGCUUCCAUUUCCGCCAUUUUUUUGUAUGACUUGCGAUGAAUGAACAGCUAUUAUUGGUAUUUUUUAUUUUUCCUUUGGGUCAUGUGUAAACUAUUUGAUUUUUUUUUUAAAGUAAAUAUUUAUACAGUGGCUAUUUCAUUAUAUGACGAUAACAACAGCAGAAAGGAACGAUGUAUAAAGUAUUAUUUGUUUCUCUUUGUGAACCUGAGGCUUGUAAGGACAAGUAGAGAAGGUUCCGAUAUGAUUAAAGCACCAAUAUGCACAUUAACCUUUGCCCUUUGGCCUCUGGUGUCGGUUCAGGGCUUUGCUGCUCCUUCGAACCCUUGGCCCACUGGCACUAGAGAGGAAAGGGUUAAACCCGCUGUGGCCUCUCUGUAGUCAACGGCAACAACUGCCUAAACAGCUUCCUCAACAAAUACUUGCCGUCAAAUGUUCAGUGAUUUUUUUUUUUUUUUCAUUCAUUUUUUUGUCAGAAAGGUUUUUUUUAGUUGUUGUUUUUUAUUUGUUUGUUUGUUUGUUUGUUUUUUUGAAGAAAAAAUUAGUCCGACUUUUACGCGUCAGAUAAUUGUGGUCUUCGUCCAACUGAAUUUGUGUAGAGCAUUAAAAAGAUUUUGAUCUGUCGAUGGUUAAAAAGAAUAAAGCAUUCUAGGUUCUAUGUGGAGGGGUGGGGAACUGAAAACUUGAUGUUUAUCGAAAGAAAAAAAAACUUAAAUUGCAGAAAGCCACAGGCCUGUAAAUUUUAUUUGUAAAAAAAUGCAGUUCUAUUUUUAUACAAAAUUUCUACUGCCUCUGAAGUAAAGGACUUUAUUUAUUAUCUUUUAAGUUAUUGGGUUCGGAAAGUCGUGCUCUCUCUAUCCUGAGCCUCGUCCGGUAGUCUUCUUAAACCACACAAUCUGUGUGACGAGAUCACGUACAAAACCCCUCGUUUUCUUUCUUUCUUUCUUCCUUUCUCUCUCUCACCAUUUCCCACAAUCCCAUCUGUCACGUCCCCAUCAUAUCUCUGUCUCGACUCUCUCUUCCUCUUCUCUCUUUGGUCAUAAGUAGUGGCACUUCAUAAGUAAAAUCUCUCUUUUUCGUUUCAUUUCGUUUCGUACUGUUUGGUUUUUGUUCGUACGCUCCAGACAAAAAAAAAAACAAAAAACAAAACUGAAUAGUUUCUCCCAAACGGCAAUCCAUCUGCGGUCUCGGAUCGGACCAGGAUGGAUACUUUUGGGUGUGUGUGUCUGUAUGGAGGAGAUGGAGUGUGUGUUCGUACUCUGUGUGUGAGCGAGUGCCUCAUUUACAUGUACGUGUUGGCAAUCUAUUCCAAUUGUGUGUAUUGUACGAUAAAAAAGAAAACAGUUAAAAAUGCUAAUGUGAUGUUGGUGAAACGCUGGUUAAUAGCGCUGCUGCUGUUUGUUUGUUUGUUUGUUUGUUUGUUUUGUUUGUUCGUUUGUUGUUCUCAUGGUUUAAUGAUGUUAGUUGUGUGCCGGAGCUGUGUGUGUAACUCUCCUCUCCCGUUUUCUUCCCUAGAACUCAUCUCCAUGACUCUAUGCUCAUCGUUUGCCUAGCAUGUCUACGUGGCGUACAAAAAAAAAAAAAAGUCUCAUCGUCCCGUCAUUGUUUCUGAUGUCUUUCUGAGUUCUCCUGCUCAUAAUCUGGUCUCCUUUUACUGAUCUUUGUACUUUUAUCUUAGCCUGAUCUUUUUGGAUUUGAAAUUUUUCGCAUGUGACCUCAUUUUGAGCUUUUUUCCUGUGUUUUGUUUUGUUUUGUUUUUUGUUUUUGAUUUAACUGGUGAGGGAGGGAGCGAGGGAGGGAAGGAAGGAAGGGAGGAAAGACAAAAAAAAAACAAUAAUAAUAAUAAUGUGAAAACGCUGCAUUCACACUCUAGAGACAGAGUAUAUUUACUAACAUAACCAGAGCAUCAUUUUAAGAAAACAAACAAAAAAAAACCUAAAAAAAAAAAAAAAAAAAUUCCUGUGGCAAAACAAUUACGAAUAUUUGCGUUUGACUUUUUUUUUCUUUGUUUUUUAUUCGUCAGAUUGUUUUUUUUUUUUUCUCUCUCUCUCUCUUUCUCUCUUUAUGUUGUUUUUUUUUUUCAUUCAUUUAAAGUAAACUUGAACGUUCAAUACAGGGAUUGGCGUUGGGACUUACUGUCGGCGACACUCUUAUUUUGAGGCCUGCCGUAAGAAACCCUCGCUGGUUUCUAAACGAAUAGACUACUUCCACGCAGUUUUAAUAAUAAAAAAUAAAAAAAAGCUGCCUGAUCGAUAUUAGAAUCUCUCAGAGCUUGCUCGUGGUUUUUACAUUUUUCAGGCAGUGUAAAGUUUUUUGAUAAGGCCAUUUUAAGUGGCUUGAUUUCUCAUUAAAGUCUAUAUAAAACCACUUUUUUCUAGAGUAGUAAAGGUAUUAAGAAAAACACACACACACACACACAUACACACACACAAGAUUGCCCUGUUUGGGGGGAAAUGCUACCUACGUGUCACACCUUUUGCUGAACUGACUUACAGUUAGACAAUCCGUGGUUUAAAUGCACAUGAAAUGACCUAUAUUUUAUACUGUUUAAAUGUAUAGAGGAAAAAAAAACAGAGUUUGUGUAACCCGCGGUCCCGUCGGUGCUUUUCGUGGAUAAAGUCGUGGUUUCAUCAAGUCUAACAGUCUUAUUUGUCUCAUGUUUUUAAAGAGAAGACUAAAAAUCAAUUUACUUGAACAAUAGACAAAGCCUUUCAUAAGUACUAUUACUACUACUUUUUUUUUUCUUGUUUUUUUUUUUUUUUUUUUUUUUUUUUUUUGUUUGUUUCUUUUUUUUUUUUAUAGGAGUCCCUCUUUGCUAAAUUUCUUGUUGGGUAAUUAGCUAUAUAAAAAUUAUUAAAAGUUACAGUGUCGGCUUGUGAAGCAUCUAUGUCAUUAUAUUAUUUUAUUUCUAUUGUGGGAAACAAUAUUUAGAUGUGUUAUGUUGUUCAGCAAAAUGUGAUUUUUUUUUUCUUAUAAAGAAAAAACAAGAUGAGUGGAAUUUAGUGCCAAAUUCUGACGGUACAUCCUGCCUACAGCUUCAGUGUUUUACUUGUGAAAUUAUUUGAUAACAUGGGUAUUUUAUUACGUAAGUGUUUUGUAUGGAACCCUCAUAUUUAAAGAUAUAGAUUUAAAAAAGGUUGUUAACUUGCUCUUCUGUGGUCUUGUUGCCUGAAAAUGUUCAUGUUUUUGCUUUUCUUUCUUUUUUUUCUUUAUUUGUAAAGAUGUAAAAAGUGCCCAUGUGUCAUAAUCACUCUCACAAGCACACACACACACAUACACACACAUAUACACACACACACACACAGGUAAGCACAUACGCAUGCACGCAUACACACACCUGUGCUAAAGGUUGACCUCACAACCCUCUUUUCUUUGAAGGUGUGUGUAUGUGAGCCCCUGAGAUUGAGUCUCAGCAGUUCUCCUUACACACACACACACACACACACACACACACACAAACACACACACACAGAGAUUAAGGGUCCACUUAUGCCACAGAAGGCCCAAAUUUCACAGGACAAAUUCAUCCGCUUUGUGUUUGUCAGUGAACAAUUUCUGUAUGAUGGGACAAAAUAUUGACGCAUUUAUGUGAAUUGUGAAUCAGGCGUUGAACUUUUGACCAUCAUGAUAUAAUACAGGGCCAUCACGACAGCCUCUUAAUCACAUAAUCAUUACACAAAAGCUGAUCUGUGUGUUCCUCCACGUUAAAUUCUAAACGUCUCAGUGUAGUCUCGCUUUCUGCUGCCUUUAUCAGGACUAUUUUACGUUCGUAGAACAACCAAAACUUCGUCCUGAUGCCAAAGUAGUUCAACGUGAUCCGCAGUGUUCAAUAGCGCCUGUAGCACUUUGCUGUAAACGUUUACACAUCGUUCAGACGGCCCGUAAAAAAUAUUGUUUACAAACGUAGUUUACAGGCAGCCCCCUCAAACCAGUUUACUUCACUCUAUAGCACUAUUUUAUACCCAAGCUCUGCCGUUGCCUUAACACGUUGAUCAGUAUUAAUGGGCUGGAAUACAUUGCUGCACAUUUAAAAGUGUGCCAAGGGUGUGUGUGUGUGUGACUGUGUACAGGUGUGUGUGUGUGCUAUGAUUGGUUGUCUAUUUGUCCAUAUUAUUUCUCUUUAGCCAAAACUGGAUCUGCAAAAAUUUGUGUCAGUUAAAACAAAACAAAAAAACUCGUUUGUUUUUUGUUUUUUUUAAAAAGUUAAAUUUCCGUACAAACAGAACAAAUUUUUUGUAAAAUCAUUCUUACGUGAAUUACUAUAUAUGUGCACAAAGAAUUCGUAUAAAUUGUUCGCAAACAUGUUUAAGUACAUUUUUGGCUCGUGAGAACAAUUUAUUUCUAUUUUUUUUUUUGUACAUCAUUCUUGCGUGACCUAUGACCAUUUUUAAGUAUUGUCGCACACAUGCAGAAAGAAUUUGUGCAAAUUGUUUGUACAAAUAUUGCAACUGUUCUUGAAACUAAACUGUAAAAAAAUCAAAAGCUGAGACAACCAUCUGCAGGAGAUUUUUGAGUUAUCUCAACUUGUAAAUUGAACAACAAGAAGUUGAGAGAACUCAAAAAUCUCCUCCAGCUUGUUGCCUUAAAACUUAAAGUUUUCUCAACUUUAUUUUUUUUUUACAGCGUACCUGAACUGUUACCUGACCUAUGGCCAUUGUUGCGCACAAGAAAAUUUGUUGUUUCGUUAAUUUAUGUACGAAUGGUUUAACGAAUGGUUUAUACGGAAAUUAGCUCUGUUCGCGUUUCACGAAUGCGGCCCGAAAUUGGAAAUUUCGUUUACCCCUUAACGCGUACGUUACAUAUUGGGAAGUUCGAGUCGGUCAGUUUAUGAUAUACUGCUCUCUUUGCCAAAUCGUAUAACCACUAGCACAAACAGAAAAGCACAUGCGCAUUAGCACACGCAGUAUUAAAACUGACGACUUCUUAUGCUUACCUAGUACAACAGUCAAGGCGAUAGAAUUGCUGCUUAACCCUCCCAUAAAGUUGUCGAAAACUUUGACCGAGUUCUAAGCGGCAUGUAGGGAAUUGUAAUUAUGCUACAUUUUUCGUGGAAUGCAUCUUGUUUGAUCUCAUUUGAUUCGUUUGACUUGAUGUAACAUCACUCUAUAAUGAACUGCCGUUCGGCUUAAGUGUUUUUACCUCAGCUCAGCGCAGAAAUAUGGAUAUUCGGUCGUUUCCAUCUCGGCGUUCGACUUCGUUUACCACAAUCAACUUCAGACAUACAGGGUAAGCAUUCACGGCCAGCACAAUUUCACACACACACACACACACAUUUGUUAGAUGUUUAGUAAAGCACAAACUCACAGGAGUUCUCGCUGAGACUCUUCACUCAGGGGUUUUACGCACCACACGCAUCUGAAAUCUGUUUGUUGUUUCUUUUGUUUCUUUCUUUCUCUUAAGUGCUAUUUAACAAGUGUAUUUUAAAGAAAAAAAGAUGUGUAGUUUCUUUGCAUUUUGGCUUCCGUCAAGUUUUUUGGAAAUGUAUGUGUUUAUCUAAUGUGCCGUAACAAAAGCUUGUCGUCUGUAGAUUAAUAUCAUUUUGUUUGAUUCUAAAAAGAUUUAAAUAGUUUUAAGUAUUGUCUUGAGAAAAGCCAAAGUCAAUGCAUUUCAGUGGAUUAUGUAAGCGUGAUACAUGUUUGUUUGACAACACUUUGAAAAUCUGUCAUUGGAUGGGAAUUUAAAAAGUACAAAAAAAGCAGGCUUUCCUAUUUCUAUCACUGAUUGUACUUAUGCCUUUUGUACCAGUGGAACUUUUUAUACUGGCAAUUAAAGGAAAAGAAAAAAAAAAACUAUCCGACAGGCUGCACGGCCCCGGCCAGGGGCCGACAGCAACUGGUUCCCGAGUUUGAUUUCUAGUUGGCGUCCAGAACGUUAGGUUUUGAUAUAAAGAUUUUCUAGGAGAACUUUGGCUUGGUAUCUUUAGCCUCCUCUUCUUUAUUCUUCACAUCGAUAUUUGCUUUCAUGUUUUCUUUGGUUCGUUUCCUUUUUCGGAAAGAGGGUCGGGGAGUUUUCCUUUUGGCUUAUAAAUACGUAAUGCGGUUUGUCUUUACAAAAGAGUCUUUACAACAGCGGUAAGUUUCAUUUAGUUAAGUAUUGUGCAGUCACCAUGAUAAAGACGAUUAGACGAUUUAGAAGUAUUUAGUCACCUUCAGUGGAUAAAUGUAUUAGUUUGACAAACAAGAUAAAAGUAAUUUGAGGACUUUGCUUUUAGCUGUUUAGAUUUUUCUGGUUUCUCUGUCUUUGCUGUUAACCUAACUGUGUAGCUGGAACAGUCAGACUUAUUUUUGUAAAUGUAUGUUCUUGUGUGAUGCAGUUUUUUGCCUCUGUCUCCGAUAUUAAACCAUUUUUCCUAA